AUGAGCUCGGGUUCAUCCACUGCCGAGUCCUCCGAUAUGCAGGAGUCAGCUUUCCUCAAGCGCAGCCGCGCCAUUCACCUAGGCCGGCUCAGUUUAUCCUUUUUGAUUUUGACUGGUGCUAUCGCUACUAUCGCAUGCGAGGCAGUGCCUUUCCGGCAUUAUACGUCUACCGCCAAAUGGGCGAGCGCCGGUCUCGCCCUUUGGCCCCUCAAUUUUGAUCUUCGCCCUACUAUCGCGGCAAUGUCGUGUGGCUGUGUUAUUGCGGUGCUUAACUUGAUAUACGUCGUCAUUGCUCUGCUUCCAUCCCCCCAUUCGCGGAUUCGGGUCCUAAAUACCUGUGCGUCCACUUCAGCUAUCGCGGGCUUUAUCACAGCCCUGAUCGGCCUCCUCUUCAUUAUCUACCUCCCAUCCUCAGCCUACCCAAGCGGCUUCACCGAGAACGAAACACUGUACAGCUGGACCUGCAAAUGGAAGAACACCAGCAGCACCACGACCCCGCUCCACUUUUCAAGAGACUGCCACAAUACACGUGCUGGAUUUGCCCUUCUCUGUUUCCUGUUGGGACUGGAGAUUGUCAUGGGAGUCGGUGCUGCCCUGGGAUCCUAUUUCCAGAGAGAUGUCUCUCGCCGUCGCGAGCAGGAGUUCCAACUUGAGAAGUUGGAAAUUGCUACCAAGCAGGUCUAUCAGAAUUAA
This is a messenger RNA of Penicillium atrosanguineum, 693 nucleotides long. RefSeq lists its product as uncharacterized. Lineage: Eukaryota; Fungi; Ascomycota; Eurotiomycetes; Eurotiales; Aspergillaceae. The transcript is spliced from 2 exons. Bases 1 to 693 code for a protein of 230 amino acids. The record is from RefSeq and is a predicted model, not a curated record.